Messenger RNA from Mobula hypostoma (lesser devil ray), 429 nucleotides. RefSeq names its product hemoglobin subunit beta-like. The transcript is spliced from 3 exons. Gene Ontology annotation, biological process: hydrogen peroxide catabolic process. Bases 1 to 429 code for a protein of 142 amino acids. Gene Ontology annotation, cellular component: blood microparticle; haptoglobin-hemoglobin complex; hemoglobin complex. Lineage: Eukaryota; Metazoa; Chordata; Chondrichthyes; Myliobatiformes; Myliobatidae. The record is from RefSeq and is a predicted model, not a curated record. Gene Ontology annotation, molecular function: oxygen carrier activity; haptoglobin binding; organic acid binding.
AUGGUGAAAUUAACAGAGGCUCAGGAACAAUACAUCAUGAACAAAUGGGACCAUUUGGAUAAGAAAACGAUAACUGCCCAAGCUUUGGCAAGGGUAUUCGCGGUCUAUCCCUGGACGACCAGACUGUUUAAAAAUUUCAAUGGCCAUUUUGCAGUCGGUGACCCUGGUGUUCAGGCUCAUGCAGACAAAGUGCUAAAGGCUCUGAACACUGCAAUUAAGGAUUUGAAGAGUAUUGAAACCAAUUUCUAUGAUCUCAGCAGUAAACAUCAAAAAAUCGGAGUGGACACUCAGAAUUUCAAGCUUCUCAGCCAGGCCUUCAUUGUUGAACUCGCUCUUCAUGAUAAAAAGGCAUUCAGACCAGAGGAACAUGAAGCUGUCUACAAGUUUUUUAAACUGGUGACAGAAGCUCUCUCCAGCAACUACCAUUAA